This is a messenger RNA of Durio zibethinus, 1380 nucleotides long. The record is from RefSeq and is a predicted model, not a curated record. Lineage: Eukaryota; Viridiplantae; Streptophyta; Magnoliopsida; Malvales; Malvaceae.
CUAUAAAAACUAGGCGCUGUCAUCCCUGACAGCAAGGAUUUCUUUGAAAAUCAGCCAAUCGUUAGUGAUUAUGGAUCAGGUUAUGUUAAGGCUUGUUUUGGUGGUGAUGAUGCUCCAUGUGUGCUUUUUCCGAGCAUAAUAGGUCGUCCACGAAACAGACAUGCCAUGAUUGGCAUUGGACAGAGAGAUACAUACUUUGGAGAUGAAGCAUAAGCAAGGCGAGGAAUCCUCAGAUUGAGUUACCCUAUUGAACAUGGGAUAGUGAGAGACUGGGAAGCUAUGGAGAUACCCUGGGAGCAUACAUUUGAUAAGGAGCUCAGAGUUAACAUUGAAGAACAUCCUGUACUCUUAACUGAGGCUUCCUUAAGUCCCAGAAUUAACAGAGAAAAAAAUGAUAGAAAUCAUGUUUGAAGCAUUUGAUAUCCCAUCAACGUACAUAGCUGUUCAAGCAGUCUUAUCCCUUUAUGCCAGUGGCCGAACUACAGGAGUUGUAUUGGACUCUGGUGAAGGAGUCACCCGUGUAGUCCCCAUCUGUGAGGGCUAUGCACUUCCUCAUGCUAUCCGUUGGCUUGAUCUAGCAGGCAAGGACCUGACGAACUACCUCACCAAGAUCCUGGCUCAAGAGGGCUACGUCUUCACCACGUCAGCAGAACGAGAAAUCGUUAGGGACAUAAAAGAACGACUUUCAUAUGUAGCAAUGGAUAUCAAUAAGGAACUUGCCACAUCAAGGGAAAGCUCAGAGUUUGAUGGGCAAUAUGAAUUGCCAGAUGGGCAAGUCAUAUCUAUUGGAGCUAGCAGGUUUAAACGCCCCCAAAUUCUGUUUGAUCCAAGUAGGGUGGGAAUGGAAUCAGGUGGUCUCCAUGAGAUUUUGGUGAGGUCAAUCAGGAGGAAUGACAUGGAUGUUAGAAGAGAGAUGUUUGGAAAUGUUGUGCUUAGUGGGGGUACCACUUUAAUGCCUGGCCUGGCCGAUAGAUUGGCGAAAGAGGUGAGCUCAUUAGCUCCUCCAGGGGGGAGGGUCAGGGUUAUUGCACCACCAGAGAGAAAGUACAGCGUUUGGAUUGGUGGCUCCAUUUUGGCUUCUCUAAGCACCUUUGAACAGAUGUGGAUUACCAAGAAGAGUACAUGGAAUCUGGCUCUUCUGUUGUUCACAGGAAAUGCUUUUGAACAACAGCAAUACCAACGUUGCUUUCUAACUUCAUUCGUUUAUCCUUAAAUACUAAUUAAACCAGAAAGCCAUAGAGUUUUAAUUUCUGUUUUUUCUUAUGUAUCCUCAUUCCUCAUUAGGAUGUAAAGGAAAUCACAAAUGUGUAAAUUUUCGACAUAUUUGUUUGCUUUUAUUCUAUCUCUAUGAAAAAAAAGCUUGAAUAUAUUGCACAAGCU